Molecule: messenger RNA, 1782 nt
Organism: Penicillium egyptiacum
Lineage: Eukaryota; Fungi; Ascomycota; Eurotiomycetes; Eurotiales; Aspergillaceae
Source: the annotation of a GenBank genome assembly
AUGGACGACGCCCUCCGCCCUAGCAAGGAAGCCUUUGACUACACACUCCGCGCGAGCUAUCAGCUAUGGUCAACCCAUUUCAACACCAGUGACAGCCGCCUUCCGCUGGAGUGUGUCUCAGAAGCCGGGAAGGUGGAACUCUCUAAGGAAGCCCCUCUAUCCGAAUGGCCCGGUGUGCAUGGUAUCUCUGGCUAUGACGAGGGUAACCACAUCGCCGUCUUAUUCUUGGCCUGGGCAUACAUUCUAUCGGCGAAAUGGGCAGAGUUACUCGAUCGCUCCGAUACGCACCAGUGUUUAGCAAAGUACUCUGACACUUGUCAAGAACCCGAAGAGGCAGUUCAACCGGAGGUGAUAGAGGUUGAUUUGCCUCCAGAUGCAAGCGAAGCCGAGAUCGUCUGGUGGAACGCUGUACUCUCUGGAACACCGGCUUGGGAAAUAUCCGUGGAAUACGAGUCUGAGAAAUUCAUCUCGCCAUGGUCCGUUUCAUUAGCCGGAGCCAUAUCAAUGCGAGCGAAACAAGGAACGCACCAGUCGACAACGUACAACCCUCCAUCAUCAACAACAGCCUUCAAAUACCUCACCCGCUUCUGCAGCCACCACCGCAUCUACGCGCAAUGCACGGCAGCGCUGUCAGCAUCAUUUUUCACGCGCAACGGACGUCUCCACAAGUCACCGACUCUCCCAAUCCCAAGACCCGCUAAGAACCCGAAGGACCUGCAGUCCACCCCGACAAGCCCCAAAUCCAUCUCAGCUCUGAUCUCCGAACACGAAAACCUCCUCCCGUACUACAUGACCCUAAUGAGCAAUAUGUGGCUCACGACGUUACCAGCAAUUAAAAGCAUAUUCUUCAACCCAGACAUACCGUGCAAUCUAGUCAGCGCAUGGACGAACGCCGCCUUCGCAAUAAUAAGCCCAAUCGUGAAACAAGACGACAUCCCACGUCUUCUCAACGGCCUCUCAGCACGACAACCACGUGUGGCCAGUCUAUGGCUCGGCGCGGCGGUCAUGGGCACGAGUAGCAUAUACUUGAAAGAAUGCGAGCAGGGGAUGAUGACGUCUUCACUUCAAGCCGAGGCAUGGAUGGGGACGACGACUACGUUCUUGACACAACCACCGGGCCUCUACGCAAACGAUGCAGACUCUGUUCAGCGCGAGGAUGAGUGUAAGCUGCUUUUCCUUGCGACGCCUACUGACGGGAGCUAUAACCAUGGGUAUAUUACCACCUGGCCGUGGAAGCCGUUCGGCAGUACCAAGACCAGUGAUGCGGAUAUUCUGCUUCGAGAGCAUUUGGGCUGUGGAUGCCAUGCUUUGGAAUACGAGGGUUGGGAUUGGGAGCUUCGGGAUGGGUCGAGGGUUGAGGAUACGGGGGUAGAGGCGCGAUUUGCCUCGUUGCUUUCGCCCACUACGUCUACGUCUACGUCUACUUCUGCGGCUACUUCUAUGUGUGUCUCCUGUCCGAGACUAGGGCUCAGUUUCGCGGAUCUUCCCGCUCUGCCUAAGGAUUGUGAGUAUGAUCUGUAUUCAGAGCAGAAAUCGGAUAAUCCUACACGGGGCAUAUUUUGCUGGCUUCGGUUGCAUGGGUUUCCGGCGAAUGAAAAGCGAAUAUAUCAACAUUCGUGGGUUGUGAUCGCGAUGGACUCGGACGAAGAAGUUGAUGAAGAUGAGUCUGAUGAUUCUACGGCUGGUGUUCGAACUGAAAGAGUUCGGGAUUGGCUCGAUGGUGUCAGCGAUGUCGAAAGAGUAGUUGAGGUCGAAACUGAAGACUAUUGUGAUACCGGGUAG